UACUUUCUGCAGAUACAGGAAAUGAAGAAGAAGAGUCCGAAGCUGCACAUGGAGGCACGUAGAAUAUAAUAAUUACUGUAUUCCUGUGUGGCUGUCACUAUAAAACAAUAUAUAUCUUAAUAUCUCACAAACGAACUUGCAUUUGAAAGAAAUGGCGACAGAUGCAAAAAGGCCAAAGAUAGAUGAUGAGAAAUGUGUGCUGGAGCCCUUGAAAAACUUCCUGCAGUGGUGCGAUAGUGUAAAGCUGACUCUCAGCGAUAAGGUGUACUUAAGUAAAGAGCGUACCGCAGCAGAAUAUGGCAUGAUGGCCAGAGAGGACAUUGAAGAGGGCCACAUCUUGUUCUCUAUACCCAGAGAGCUUCUUCUGCAUCACGGCACCACUAAAGUAAAAAAGGUCCUUGAGGAAGGGAAAAAAUCUUUGGAGAGCGCAUCAGGCUGGGUUCCUCUUCUUCUGAGUCUCCUAUAUGAGUACACAUGUCCACAAUCCCACUGGAAACCGUAUUUGUCUCUCUGGCCUGAUUUUAGGACACUGGAUCAACCCAUGUUCUGGUCCGAGGAGGAGCGUGAUAAACUCCUGAAAGGCACAGGAAUUCCAGAGGCUGUCCAAACAGAUCUGAAAAAACUCCAGGAUGAGUACAAUAACAUAGCCCUUCCCUUCAUGAAGUCCCAUCCUGACCUGUGGGACCCUGAGAAGCACACGCUGGAGCUCUACAAGAGCCUGGUAGCAUUUGUAAUGGCCUAUAGUUUUCAAGAGCCUGUGGAGGAUGAGGAUGAAGAAGAAGAAAAAGAGCCUAACCCUCCAAUGAUGGUGCCCAUGGCUGACAUGCUGAAUCAUGUUUCCAAGCACAACGCCAAUCUGGAAUAUACACCCGAGUGUUUGAAGAUGGUGUCCGUACGGCACAUUGAGAAGGGCGAGGAGGUCUUUAACACCUAUGGACAGAUGGCAAACUGGCAGCUCCUCCACAUGUACGGCUUUGCAGAGCCGUUUCCUACAAACAGCAAUGACACUGCAGAUAUUCAGAUGUCCAGUGUGUACAAAGCAGCAGUGCAAGCAGCACAAAGUGAAGCAGAUCAAAGGCUCCUAGUGGACAAAUGGAACAUGUUGUGUGAAAUGGAGAUUGUUGGGGAGAAAGGGGUUUUCAUCUUCGGCCAAUCAGGCUCACUUAGUUACAGUGAGCUCUACACUACACUGAAGGUCCUGUGCAUGCCGCUGCAAGAUUUCGAGGAGUUCUGUGAAAACGAAGGCUGGGAGGAAGAUGAAGAGGGUGAGGAUGAUAAAAUGGAGCAGGCUCUGAGUUCCGCCGGACUGAAGGGGUUGCCAGCAGAGUGGAAAUGUCUCCUGCAUGCUGCAGCUGCUCUGACGCUGGACUCUUAUUCUGAGGAUGUAGAGGCGGACCGGAAGCGGCUGGAGGAUCAGGACGCUCUGGCUGAGCUCAGUAGCAGAGAGAGGAGAGCUCUGCAUGUGCGUUACGCUCAGAAGAGCAUCCUACAGCGCUUGCAACAGCUCACCAAACCUACCUCUUAAUGUAUGGGUUUUUAUAGUUUGUGAGUUUUCCAUUUUGUAUGCUGUACAUUUUCCUUUCAAAAAAAUAAUUUGGAAUAUGGUUCAGAUUG
This is a messenger RNA of Carassius carassius (crucian carp), 1614 nucleotides long. It is a transcript of the gene setd6, whose product is annotated as SET domain containing 6, protein lysine methyltransferase. Gene Ontology annotation, molecular function: protein binding; protein-lysine N-methyltransferase activity. Gene Ontology annotation, biological process: peptidyl-lysine monomethylation. The record is from RefSeq and is a predicted model, not a curated record. NCBI's taxonomy places the organism in Eukaryota, Metazoa, Chordata, Actinopteri, Cypriniformes, Cyprinidae. Gene Ontology annotation, cellular component: nucleus. The transcript is spliced from 9 exons. Bases 152 to 1525 code for a protein of 457 amino acids.